CUCUGCCUGUCACAGAGCCCGGAGAGCCCCCGCUCAGCUCACACCGUCUCCUUCUCUCUCUCUUCUCUGUCGUCCUUCCGUCUUUCGCAGAUCCGCCGCCGCCGCCGCAGCCAUGGACACCCCGGGCCAGAGGAGGAACAACCGCGGCCACUCGGCCACCCCGCUCUCGCCGACCCGCAUCACCCGGCUGCAGGAGAAGGAGGACCUGCAGGAGCUCAACGACCGUCUGGCCGUCUACAUCGACAAGGUGCGCUCCCUGGAGUCGGAGAACGCCGGGCUGCGCCUGCGCAUGACCGAGUCCGAGGAGGUGGUGAGCCGCGAGGUGACCGGCAUCAAGAGCGCCUACGAGACGGAGCUGGGCGAUGCCCGCAAGACCCUGGACGCCGUGGCCAAGGAGAGGGCCAGGCUGCAGCUGGAGCUGGGGAAGAUCCGGGAGGAGCACACCGACCUGAAAGCCAGGCACAAGAAGAAGGAGAGCGACCUGCUGACAGCUCAGGCUCGCCUGAAGGAAUUGGAGGCGCUUCUGAACUCGAAGGAUGCCACCAUUUCCACAGCGCUGGGCGAGAAACGCAACCUGGAAGCCGAUAUGCGGGAUCUGAAAGCCCAGCUCACGAAGCUGGAAGGAAACCUCGGGGAUGCAAAGAAGCAGCUUCAGGAUGAGAUGCUUCGCCGCGUCGAUGCAGAGAAUCGGAACCAGACCCUGAGGGAGGAGCUGGAGUUCCAGAAGAGCAUCUACAGUGAGGAGAUGCGUGAGAACAAGAGACGGCAAGAAACGCGCCUGGUCGAGAUUGACAAUGGUCGCCAGCGGGAGUUUGAGAGCAAGCUGGCGGAUGCCCUGCUGGACCUGCGUUCCCAACACGAGGGCCAGAUCGGUCUGUACAAGGAGGAACUAGAGAAGACUUACAAUGCCAAGCUCGAGAACGCCAAGCAGUCCGCAGAAAGGAACAGCUCCAUGAUGGGAGAGGCCCACGAGGAGAUCCAGCAGAGCCGCAUCCGUAUAGACAGCCUGAGCACCCAGCUGAGCCAGCUCCAGAAGCUGCUGGCAGGUAAGGAGGCCAAGCUCCGUGACAUGGAGGACGCGCUGAGCCGCGAUAGAGACUCCAACCGCCGGGCACUGGGCGAAAAGGACCGGGAGAUGGCGGAGAUGAGGGCCCGCAUGCAGCAGCAGCUGGACGAGUACCAGGAGCUGCUGGACAUCAAGUUGGCGCUGGACAUGGAGAUCCGAGCUUACCGCACACUGCUGGAGGGAGAGGAGGAGAGGCUCCGCCUCUCCCCCAGCCCUAGCGGGCAGAAGAGGGUGGCCCGGACAGGAGGGCAAUCCGCGGGAAAUGUCAGCUCUUCCUCCAAGAAGCGUAAACUGGAGGUGGCAGAUUCGCAGACCACAACUUACACUCAGCACGCCAGGACCAGCGGGAAGGUGGGCGUCGAGGAGGUGGACCAGGAAGGAAAGUUUGUCCGACUAAAGAACAAGUCCAAUGAGGAUCAGUCGCUGGGGAACUGGCAGAUCAAACGCCAGAUUGGAGAGGAUAAGCCGAUUAUUUACCGAUUCCCCCCCAGAGUCGUGCUGAAGGCCGGACAGACCCUGACGGUCUGGGCAGCCGGGGCCGGAGCCUCACACAACCCCCCCACCGACUUUGUCAUGAAGUCCCCUAGUUCCUGGGGCACCGGAGACAGCAUCCGCACCGCUCUGCUUACCUCCAGUGGUGAGGAAGUUGCGAUGCGUAAGCUUGUGCGGUCUGUGGUGGAAGUAGAGGAUGAUGAUGACAAUGAAGAGGAGGAGCAUCACCACCACCACCACCUUCCACAUGACGGUCUCAAUUCCUCCGGAGACCCCGGCGAGUACAACCUGCGUUCCCGCAACAUCACAUGCACCACCUGCGGGCAGCCGGCUGAGAAGAGCCUCGGUGCCGCCGUCGGCGGCGGAGCGUCAUCCUCUUCCAGCUCUUUCUCCACCGUCACCCGCACCUUCCGCAGCGCGGGGGGAGCCAGCGGGAGCAGCGGCAUCGGAGAGAGUCUGACACCACGCUCCUACAUCAUGGGGAACAACCAGCGCACUCAGGCCAAGCCCUGUGCCAUCAUGUAACCUCGUCCCAUCCGGCGACACUGCCACCUAUUAAAGCUAAUCCCGUGGGAUAUAUUUUGUUGUUUUUUUUUACUUUUUUUCUACGUCUUAGUAUUUUAUAGAAGGAAAAAAAAA
Molecule: messenger RNA, 2197 nt
Organism: Nanorana parkeri
Lineage: Eukaryota; Metazoa; Chordata; Amphibia; Anura; Dicroglossidae
Gene: LMNA
Product: lamin A/C
Exons: 12
Coding region: 113-2083 (656 amino acids)
Source: RefSeq, a predicted model, not a curated record